GAAACCGAAGACCCCGGGAGAGCUUACGGAAGGGGCGUUGGUUUCUUUGUCGGCGAGCCGUGUGUAUCGACUUGCAAUCAGAUCCUAUUUCACGUGACCUGUAACCUAUCGACCCAUGUAUGCGAGUGCCUCAAAGAAUAUCCCGUGAAUGUGAACAAUAAAAAUUGUCGCAAAGCCCUUUACAUCGGAGAGAGAUGUGAGUUCACCGAAGAGUGCAGUUAUUUCGACAAAAACACCGUCUGUUCCAGUGAUGGCUACUGUCAGUGCUCUGAAGAUUAA
Messenger RNA from Oppiella nova, 279 nucleotides. Lineage: Eukaryota; Metazoa; Arthropoda; Arachnida; Sarcoptiformes; Oppiidae. The record is from the annotation of a GenBank genome assembly.